Messenger RNA from Trichoderma asperellum CBS 433.97, 929 nucleotides. RefSeq lists its product as uncharacterized. NCBI's taxonomy places the organism in Eukaryota, Fungi, Ascomycota, Sordariomycetes, Hypocreales, Hypocreaceae. The record is from RefSeq and is a predicted model, not a curated record.
CGUCUUUUGACUUCUCAACUCAUUUCACUUGCAUAAUCCUUCCAUCAAAGACAUAAUCCUUCAACAUGUCUUUUUCAAUCUUCCCCUUUAUGGCACUCCUCGCUCUGGUGUGCAUGACAUAUGCACAAGAAUACAUGGGGCCAGCCUCAUUUGCAUGGCCACUACCAAGAGCAUGGAACCGCACUCUUGACAAUAAUCCUCCUUGUGGAUUUUCAGACAUAGGAACUCGGUCCAAGUUCCCCAUGUACAACGGAUAUGUGGCCUUCGUCUCCCAAUACGAGACGCGAAAUCUUGAGGUGAAAGUCUCAUACAUGUGGAACCCCAAAUCGGUUGCCGACUUCGUCCCUCUCACACCGAGGCGUUUCCGCAAGUACGGUGUUGGCUACGCCUGUAUCAAAGUCCCCGACGCCCCUUCAGAUAUAGAUCCCGGAGCCAAUGCCACGUUCCAGCUACGAUUCGCCUCCGACUACGACUCUCCCUCACACCGGUCCUUCUUCGUCUGCGCAGACAUAACCUACGUCGAGCCAGAUGACAUUGACUACCCCUUCCCAUGCAUCAACACCACGGACCUGGAACUGGAACCGCUGCCGCCGGCUAAGAAGAAGAAGCCGGAGGAGCCAAAGCCCAUCGGCGACGAGUGGUCUCCAGGCGAAAAAAAGACUGGCCUUAGCAAGGGUGCAAUCGCCGGGAUUGCUAUUGGAUGCGCCGUUGCUGCUUCGGGAAUCGCCGUUUUCAUUACUCACCAAAUGAGGAAAUAUCGUGAGCGGGAAACGCAAGACAUGGUUCCGUGCACAUGGGUACCGGGGAGUUAUGGACUGCCAGAUGCAGUACCUGUGGAGGGCGUCUUUUUUUCAAGGCCCACUAGGAGAGAUUGAAGGAAAUAAAAGGAAGAAGAAGAAAAAGGAAAAGAAAAAAAAGACCAAAAAAAA